ACGGAUAGUCCGACCCAUAAUCUAAUUGUGGUCGGAUCCACAGCGUCAAACGCUCCAUUAAAGAUUACAAAAAGAAGCACUAGUAAUAAUAUAGCAAGAAAAGAAAAACCCCCAAACCUCACAUCCGUGUUUCUCGUUCAUCCUCCAGAGAUGGUGCGAUUACAGCCGGAUCCAUUUCUCAAUGAACUUACAAACAUGUUCGAGCGGACUACAGAAAAGGGCUCUGUAUGGGUUACCUUGAAACACUCUUCUGACAAGUCCAAGGUGCAAAGGAAUAAGAUGAAGACAGCUGGAGAAAAAAUUGAGUAUAGGUGCCUUAUUCGAGCAACAGACGGCAGGAAGACCAUUUCCACAGUGGUCGGGGCAAAAGAUCAUCAACGUUUUCAAUCAAGUUAUGCGACUAUUUUAAAAGCCAGGAUGACUGCCCUGAAGAAGAGGGAGAGAAAAGAUAAAAGAAAGGCAGCAGAUUCUGAUAAAAAACUGGACUCAAAGAAACGAUCUUCUGCUGCUAAGAAAACUUCUAACUGAACAAAAAUUUCCAUUGUUCAUCUCUUUUUGGUGUAUGCCUUCUUACAUUUUGGGCUUUCGACUAACAGAGCUAAAAAUCUUUAUGAUGAAAUUGGAUGGCCGAACUUUUUGCUGGAGGUAUAGAUUAUAGAUUCUUGUUUCCAUCUCUACAGAAUGUUAAGAUGAAUUUCUGCUUUCAGUUUUGUACAUUCAAACUAUUCAAAACAUUCGAGUGGCUGCUAGAGUAUGUUUUGCACUUCCACGCUUGUGACAAUGGGGGCUUGAUUGUUUCAAGGUUCAUUCUUGAAUUAGUCCAAGUCCAUCUUUUGUAUCUUUACAUUUGUUCUUGAAUGGCUUCUUUCAAAGUAGUCGAAGAAACGAUCAUUUGGAA
Molecule: messenger RNA, 898 nt
Organism: Sesamum indicum (sesame)
Lineage: Eukaryota; Viridiplantae; Streptophyta; Magnoliopsida; Lamiales; Pedaliaceae
Source: RefSeq, a predicted model, not a curated record